CUCUAUCUACCGAGCAUCAUCAUUAUCUUCAAUUUCGGCUCCUUUAAAGUUUUCUGUGGAAGAUCUAAAGAUGGAUGAGUCUGUGAAAUCCUCCUCCAGACUGGUGGAGGUUUCAGUUUCUUUCGGUAGAUUUGAAAAUGAUGUCCUUUCUUGGGAAAAAUGGUCCUCUUUUUCACCAAAUAAAUACUUAGAGGAAGUGGGCAGUUUAUCUACACCUGGAUCAGUUGCCCAAAAGAAGGCAUAUUUCGAAGCACACUACAAAAAGAUUGCAGCUAAAAAAGCCGAGGAAAUGGAGCAGGAACAAUCAGCUGGUCCCAUUAUUCGGACAUUAAACAAGGAAGACAGUUUUGAAAAUUCAUCUGAGCCUGAUAGUUGUCAUGGUUUGUCCAAUGGUGAGAAAUUAGCCGAAGAAUGUGCGACUGCAGAGCCAAAUGCUUCCAUUUUAAAUAUGAACAAAGAUGAAAAUAAUGAUAAAUUGUCCGAGAGAGAUAUGUCUAGAAAUUAUAAUAUGAACAGUUUAAUGGAUGAGGUUAAUUCACAUGAGGAGAAAAAGGAUAUUAUUGCUGUUGUCAAGUGUGAAAGCUCGAAAGUUGAGGAGGCUGAUCCCGAAUCGAAUGUCAAUGACGUGGAUGAGUCUAAAUCAGAAGUCAAAGCCGAAAAAGAUUCUGUAUCAGUUGAACCAGAGACUAUUCCAAAGGACUCUCGAGGUGUAGUGGCAAAACGUCCCGCUAAGAAAAGUAUCAGAGAACAACAAACAAGUGUACUGAAAAAGGAAAGUUCCAAGUCGAGCCCACGUAACAUUACUCAAAAGGUAACCCCAACGAAUAAGGAGAAAUCUCCAGCUGUGGCGAAGAAAAAAGUUGCAUCGCCAGUGACAAAACCAUUGCAUGCAGCAGCUUCUCGGUAUUCAAAGCCAACAUUGAUGUCAACAACACUUAAACCAGCCUCUCAGUCUUCGAACAAGAAGACAAACGGAUCCCCAAUCCCGAAAAGCAAUGACUUUUCGGUUGAGAAAGGCAAAAAAAUUACACCCACAUCAUUGCACAUGUCACUUAGUUUGGGUCCCACAAAUUCUUUAGGAGGACUCCCUAUUACAAGAAAUUCUUUGAUAAUGGAGAGGAUGGGAGAUAAGGAUAUCGUUAAGCGGGCUUUCAAGACUUUUCAGAAUCGUGCUAAUGGAUCAUUAAUGGCUGAUAAGAAACCAAGUUCGGUGCAGAAUGCUUCUUCUGCUGUAUUGGAGCCAAAGGUCACGAGUUUUCGCACUCCAACAAAGGGGAAAAUCGGAUUUAGGAAGGACACUGAGAAGACAACUACUCCAAGGAGUCAUCCAGGAUCUAAAUCAAAUCCUCUGCCCUCUGGAUCGCAUAAAAGCUUGGGUCUGGGUAGGAAGAAUACGAUUGCGUCCUCACCAAGUACUAGCUUGAAAAUUGAUGAAAAAUAUGAAAAACGGAAAGAGUUCCUAAAGAAGCUGGAGACAAAAUCACUUGCCAGAGUGGCUGCAAAUGCUCAGCUUGGUGAAAAAGUGAAGGCGGCUGUUGCAAACGAGAUCCAUCAACGUCCUAUGUUGAGUCGGUAAAGAUUGUGUUAUCAGAUUGAGUGAAAUUACGUUUUCGGCCCCUGCCUGUGCUGGUAAAACGAGUGACAUGACCAGGAGACCACUUGCUAUUGAGGGGCAGUAGUUUUUUUUGCAGCCGUUAAAACUUAUAAGGAUGAGAUCUCGUUUUUCUCCUGAUGAUGAAGUCACAUUUAUAUCAACUUUGCCUAUGAGAUCAAAAGAGGGUUUAGGAUGUUGUGUACCAGUAUUUAUAUAUGUAGCUUCUAUCUUUAUACUUGGAGUAUUUGUUUGUAUAUAUAGAAGAUCAAAUGUGUGAAUGCAUCACUAGAUACUUUUCUAAUGAAAAUAACUCAAUAAUGCGGUAUAGGCUCUGAACUUGUAGCUUCUUGUAUGCGAUUUUUUUCUGUUCUUAAACUAGCAGACCUGAGAAUGGAGGGUAUAAUUUUAUUUAUUC
Messenger RNA from Striga asiatica, 2009 nucleotides. NCBI's taxonomy places the organism in Eukaryota, Viridiplantae, Streptophyta, Magnoliopsida, Lamiales, Orobanchaceae. The record is from the annotation of a GenBank genome assembly.